AUGGAUUCUUCUCAUCCGUUUUCCGGCGGGCCUUGGUUCUGCACACACUGCCAGAAGCCGUUCUCUGUUUGGGAACACUUGGUAGAGCACAAGAAAUCCAAGCGGAACGAAAACAAAGAGGACCACAUCCAUUGCAAGUUCUGUGGCCGGGAUUUUUUCACCUUGGAAGGAGAGAUGAAGCACAUGCAGGUGGAGCAUCCUCUUCAGCAGAAUCUUGACUGUCCUGGCUGCGGCCAGGGUCCUUUUAAGAGUCUAGGCUCUCUCAUGAGCCACAUUGAAAGAGGAUUUUGCACACGCAUCGACAGUGACCUCCUCGAUGAGCUCAGAGAAGAGAAGCUCGAGUUUCCACGACGCUUGGAGCAGUUGACCAAAGAGUCGGUCCAAGGAAAUUACACGAAGUAUAUGCCGUCACCCAAUGCAAACUUCUCGAUCUCGGGCUGGACCGUUGAGAAGGAGACGCCCUCAUUCAAGAUGGUCCAAGAAGAGUUCCCAGAUUUGUCUACUACGGUCGUUGAUCGCACGCAGCCUCCCUCAGUCACCACUGCAACCCAAUCAGAGUCUAGCAAAAGCAAUAGGACUACCAAUAAGAAGACAACCCAAGGGCCGCUCAAGCUUCCUUUUAGAUUGGCCAACAAAACAGAGAUGGCACCAAUCUCCAACAGCGAAAAGAAGGCCCAAGGUCCAGGACGACUUCCUCUUCGACUACUCUCCGACUUCAACCGUAACAACAACAAUAUCGAGGCAUCAAGCUCUUUUCAGCGGCCUCAACCGGUCUUCAAAUCGGGUGUGACCACUGUCGUCGCAGGCAUAGAUCUUGAUGAUCCAAAUAACCCGUCGUUCAACGUCGCCCGCUAUAAGUGCCCAAUCACCGAGAAAUGGAACUGCCCAAAACUACCGUGUGGAAAAACGUUCAAGACAGCCAAGGCGCUUAUUGGCCACCUUCGAUCGCCAGUCCAUGGGAACAAGACGUAUAGAUGCCCGUGCUGCCUCAAGAUAUUCAAGACUUUGACAGGCAUAACUUCGCACGCAGAGACUAGAGGCUCCAAGUGCCGCAUCCAAGACACUGUUCACUACGAGGUCUUCAUGGGCCAGCUGACGGCAGGCAUUGUCGAUAUUGAAAGAACUCGGUAUCAAGAUGGAAGCAUCAUCUUCAAGACUUCGGAGCAGGCGAAGCAGAGACUUCGUGGAGAGACCAACAAGAAUAAGAAUAAAUCCAAGGAUCCGAUUAUUACUGACCCAGAUCAGGUUUACUGCUGUAACGACCGGACGACGAGGGGGCCGGAAGCGGAAGCGGAAGCAGAAGCACCAGCAAGGGGUCGGGCUGCGGCUGUUUUAAUGGAAGACGAGUCGUCCAGCGAUCAUCCCAGCAUGGCGUUCCGUUGGGCGCGCCGGUUCGAGCGCGCGUGUUGCACGACGGCCAAAUACUUUCCCUUGGCGUUUGUCUACGGGUUGACGUCGUGGGCGUGCUGGGUGGUGGUGAGCAUUGGGAGCGAGAGCGACGGCACCCGCUGGAUAGGCUCGACAUCCUCAUUCUUUGGCAUCUUGCUUUAUCUGCUACUCAACUGGUCCUACACGACGGCCGUCUUUACGGAUCCCGGAUCGACGACCAACGACGAUGGCUACGGUCUUCUCCCGACGAGCGGCGGCGGCCAGAGCCGCAUGGCGACAUCCUUCACAGUCAAGAGCAAUGGAGAGAUUCGAUUCUGCAAAAAGUGCCAGGCCCGCAAGCCGGACCGCACGCACCACUGCUCGACGUGCCGCCGAUGCGUGCUCAAGAUGGACCACCACUGCCCUUGGUUGGCGUCGUGCCUCGGGCUGCGCAACUACAAGCCCUUUAUCCUGUUCCUGGUCUACACCACCAUCUUUUCCUUUUACGCAUUUGCCGUCAGCGGCUCGUGGUUCUGGACGGAAGUCAUGGACGACUCCAAAUAUCUCGACACGCUGCUGCCCAUCAACUUCAUCAUGUUGGCGGUCAUGAGCGGCAUUAUUGGGCUUGUUGUCGGGGCCUUUACAUCGUGGCACAUCAUGUUGGCUUGCAGGAAUCAGACAACGAUUGAGUGUCUUGAGAAGACGAGAUACCUGUCAACGGUCAAGAAGACGCUGCACCAGGCCCAGAGCCUCGCCAACGGCUUCCCACAGGCGAGGCAGUUUGUCGACUUUCACGCGAGCGCGCUGCCUGGCAUCACCACUAGGGAGGAGGGCGAGGAGCGGCGCUCGCAAGAGCCUACGCCCCGGGUGCAAAUGUCAUAUGAGGAAUUGGAACGACACCAGAGCCGCAAGCGCUAUGAGGAGUACCUUGACGAGCAGGACUCGGAGAAGCUGCCCAACGCAUUUGACCUUGGCUGGAAGCGAAACCUGCUGCAUCUCCUGGGACCCAGCCCCUGGCUGUGGUUCUUGCCCAUCUGCAACACGACCGGAGACGGCUGGAGCUGGGAGGCCAACCCGAAAUGGGUCUCGGAGCGCGAGAGGCUGAGGAGUGAACGAGAGGAGCAGCGCCAGCGGGAAGUGAACGCGGGCUGGGGAUACGGAGGAGAGGCUCCGUCGGCGACCGCGGACGUCACGGGUAACUACCACGGCCGCGGACCUCUGAACGCGGUCAACGGUGGUGCGAGAAGAGCUCCGAGCAAGGCGGAUCGCAUUCUGGGUAGGGACCCGAACCUGUACGCCGACGGCUCGCAAGACGUGCCCAUGCGAAGACUAAGCCCGCGUGGCCGCGCGGCGCCACCGGAGGAUGAUUUGCUGGACACGGACGACGAGGAGCAAAGCAAGUUCAGCCCUGGCAACGGCUCCCAGACGGCCGCCAGCCGGCUCGAAGCUGAACGGGUCGCCAUGAGCGUGGUGACCAAUACACGCUCUUGGGGUCGCGGCGGCGCGAGCGGAAUGCUGCGCCAUGGGAGUCAGCAAAGCAACAACAGCAGCCGAAUGGAGAGCCCGAGCUCCGAGGUGAAUGACGAUGGCGUCGAUUGA
Molecule: messenger RNA, 2967 nt
Organism: Trichoderma aggressivum f. europaeum
Lineage: Eukaryota; Fungi; Ascomycota; Sordariomycetes; Hypocreales; Hypocreaceae
Exons: 5
Coding region: 1-2967 (988 amino acids)
Molecular function (GO): palmitoyltransferase activity
Source: RefSeq, a predicted model, not a curated record